CGGGACGACGGGGGAGAGGCCUAUCCAAAUCUCGCGAUAACUAUCAUGCUCACUCCGCCCGUCGACCCUUUCGGGCCCCCUCUUGGGCCGCCUCCGCUCGCACGUGGAGUUGUUGUGGUAGUGACGUCAGACGGCCCGGAAGUACUCCUUACCGGCAAGAGAGGUCGCCAAGAUGGCGGCACCCAGGUAGCCGGUGCGAGGCAUGGUGCCGCGGUGAACUUGGGCUCUCACUCGCUCCGGUCCGCUGAGGCGGCGUCGGACUGAGGCCAUGGCCCCAGGCGCCUCCCCCGCGGACCAGCCGGGCUUCGGCGUGUCCCUUCUGGCUGGAGGGGUAGCAGGUGUCUCUGUUGACUUGAUACUAUUUCCUUUGGAUACCAUGAAAACUAGACUCCAGAGUCCGCAAGGAUUUAAAAAGGCUGGUGGUUUCCGAGGAAUCUACGCUGGUGUUCCUUCUGCGGCCGUUGGAUCCUUUCCUAAUGCUGCAGCAUUUUUUAUCACCUAUGAAUAUGUAAAAUUUUUAUUGAGAAUGGAAUCAUCAUCAUACUUGGUCCCAGUGACUCAUAUGUUGGCUGCCUCUGCUGGAGAAGUGGUGGCCUGUUUCAUCCGUGUUCCUUCAGAAGUUGUGAAACAGAGGGCACAGGUGUCUGCUGCUUCUGGGACAUUUCACAUUUUUUCCAACAUCCUGUAUCAAGAGGGCAUCCAAGGAUUAUAUCGCGGUUAUAAAAGCACUGUUUUAAGAGAGAUUCCUUUCUCUCUUGUGCAGUUUCCUCUGUGGGAGUCCUUAAAAGCCCUCUGGUCUCGGAAGCAGGACCAUGUGGUCGACUCUUGGCAGUCAGCAGCUUGUGGAGCUUUUGCAGGUGGAUUUGCAGCAGUAGUCACCACACCUCUGGACGUGGCCAAGACAAGAAUUAUGUUGGCAAAGAUUAUUUGCAGGUGUUUUCCCUCGAAUGGCAGCAGUCAGCUUGGGAGGUUUCAUCUUUCUUGGUGCUUAUGACCUGACACGCAGUUUGCUGUUUUAACUUGGCAAAGCAAGCCCGUGAAUCACACCCAAAGGCCAGCUGAUAGGCACUUCUUUCAAGUAAGAAGAUGUGGUGUCCAUCAUGGCCCCAAGCCCCACUACCCCUCCCCUCCCGCGUAGGGAGCAAGAGCUGGACCCUCGUAGCAACCAAACGUUUUAUAGGGUCUGGAAAUACAGUUUUGAUACAAAUGACAUCCAAAGUGUCCUGUCCAUGGAGUAGGCUGAGCUGAAUGAAGUCAUAGAAGUCUGUCUGCCAAGAAGAGAAGUUAAUCAUGUCACCAAAAGCUUUCUGAAAGGGAUUCUCAGCCCCAUCUUCCACCCCCACUGCUAAUGAACAAAAUUAUGGCCCACAGGAUCUUUCAUCUGAUCUUUCAUUUCCUGCCACCUGAGAGUCUCCGGACACAGCCUCGGUCAGGAAUGCUGAAGCAAAGAAAGUCCAUUUGUUUGGGGUUUGAUUCAUAUUGUGAAAGUUUAUAGCUUUGUUUAGACCCACAGGUGCAGAGCAGGCCUUCUCGCUUGCCAGUCAGGCCUGUGGCUUUAAUUACCUUCAGAUUUUGCUUAUAAACACACAGUUGCUUCCCUCAACUACAAGUUGAGCAUCCAGCCAGCUUUUGGGAUAUGGGCCCAGCUCUGACUUUUGGGGGUAGAGAAAAACUCUGCUCAACUGGAGUUCAGGAAGCAUUGGGUCAGUCUAGGGGGUCUAUGCCUGCUCACCACUUUUCAAAUCAUUGAAGACUUUAAAAUUAAGGCCUAGAAUUAUCAAAUCAGAAAAAUCUCAUGGUUAGGUUUGGAACUUCUCAUUCCUGUCUGGUGGCUGUAGCUACAGGUAAAAUCUGAACUGUCUGAGAUGAUUUCUGUUCCAUCACUACUGCAUGGAAAUGUUGCUUUCUCUACAAAGAGAAAGAAAAGUCCUUAUCAUCUGCCCCCCCUCCCCCUGAAGAAAAGUUCCAGUCAACCCAGGAAAAUUGAUAUUUAUAAAUGAACCUUUAUUAAAAGACACUUCAAUGCCAUUUGUUAGACACGUCAAUAUUUUACAUGUUUUUUCAAUGUACAACAUUGUACCAAAUUUUCUAUAAAUAAAUAACUUUGUACACAAAAGCCAUACUUCCUCUUUCACAUUGCCUCUCAGAAGCAGCAAAUUCACAUAUUUUGUGGAAGUAACAGGAGACAGUGAACUGCCCCAAAAUAAGAAAGAUUCUUAACGUGACACAUGUGAUCAGGCAUUCAAAAGCACAAUGCAAAGUGUUAUACCCAGAACACGGAUGCCCUGCUUUGACCUACAUUUAUUCCAGGGUUUUUAAUUGUUAGUGGAGUUUUGAUGAAAUUCAAUGUGUUACAUGUUGGCACUCACAACAUAGGGAGCCACCUGUCUCAAAAGUGCAUAGAGAACUGAGAAGCCAGUAGACAGGCAGCUGGCAAAGUUACGGCCCGCACCCUGGCCUGGUGUUGGUCCAACUGAGGCCAUGUAGACACAUGGGUGUGCACUCACUGGUAAGCAACUGAGUCCUUUUGUGAAGACCCUUAAAGAGAAAUGAAUUCUCCUUCCUUCCUAUCUCCCCCUCCCCCCAAACAUUCUUCACAGGGCCAAUAUUUUGCAGUCAUAUAUUGUUGUUCAGUUGUUUCGGUCAUGUCCAACUCUUCGUGACCCCAUUUGGGGUUUUCUUGGCAGAGAUACUGG
This is a messenger RNA of Phascolarctos cinereus (koala), 2696 nucleotides long. RefSeq names its product solute carrier family 25 member 26 (gene SLC25A26). The record is from RefSeq and is a predicted model, not a curated record. NCBI's taxonomy places the organism in Eukaryota, Metazoa, Chordata, Mammalia, Diprotodontia, Phascolarctidae. Gene Ontology annotation, biological process: transmembrane transport.